UUUUGGCUAAUAAACAGUUUUCCACAUUGUGACAUACCUGAUGGCAGUACCACUUUAUUGAAUCAUUAGUUUUAAUAACUUUGUGACAACACUUUUCUUUAGACCACAACAAUCUAUGUGAAACAUUAAUUUACAAAAGCCGUUGCAGACAAUAUAAUUUUCGUCUGUGAUUAUACUAUCGCACUUAUAGCAGGAGCGAUCCGAUGGAUCGUCCCACUAUCCGACAUCUUGCUAGGCUUAUAAAGUCCUAUUUCCAAGAAAUACACAUAUUCUAACAGAUUCUCACCUUUCAUGACUAAUGAGUAAUAAUCAAACAUUCAAUCGCCCCCUCGUAUAACAAUAAGUGGUCAACGCACAACUUGUAACGUGACUUGAGCGUGUAAACUAGCUGCGUGUGGUGAUUUCAGGUCGGUGAUCGCCGAUCGGGUCUAUAUUCACAGUAAACCCUGGCCCAUUGUGAUUUCCUGCAUUGAUAUUUUUCAACUGCUUCGUGUGUGUUGUGCUUGUGUUGUUGAAAGUAAGCCAGUAGGUAGCUAGAUAUGUCAUUAGCAGGAAGAACUUCGAAUCGUUACCAGUACGAAAUACGAAUUGAGUGAAUUGAUGAAAAUAUAAAUUUACGCGCUACUGUAUAGUUCAGUUUUAAAAUCUCAAUAACAUUUUGGUUGUAGAUAAUAUAAUAUGUUUUUGAUACAUUGAGAUGCAUGGUAAGAGAAAAUGAUUCUAAGGAAGCAUGUACACCAAAAUCGAGAAUGAAAAUUUGAUUAUACAAAUAUUGACAAAGUUGAUUUUAUAUAACCUCAUAUACUUCAUCGGAUAUAUGAACUGGUCCCUAACAUGGAUUCUCAUACCGGCAAUACUUGGUAUUAUCGCUGAUCAGAAAAAACUAAGAAUAUGGAAAAGAUCGUACUUUGCAAGGAAGGCAUGUAGUGGCAACGAGAAGGAUGUGAUUUUGGAAACCAUGAAAGAAUUACCUGCAUGGGUACUUUUCCCUGAUGUUGAAAGAGCUGAAUGGCUUAACAAGAUUAUAAAGCAAUUCUGGCCAUUUGUCAAUUUUUUCACCAAAGACAUGUUAACGAAUUUUGUCGAGGCCAAGUUGAGAAAAAAUUUGGAGAAAUAUUCGUUGAAAGGUUUCCAUUUCGAAAGAAUUGUUUUAGGAAGUAUGCCCUUCAGAUUAGGAGGUAUCAUAGUAUACGAGAACGUGUGCAGAGAUGAAGUAGUAAUUGAUAUCGAUGUUUCAUAUGCUGGUGACUGUGACGUGAAAUUUCGCUUGAGAGGUCUUCUAGGAGGGAUCAAGAAUUUCCAGCUUUAUGGAAAAUUAAGAGUUGUUUUGAAACCUCUAAUCCGGAAGCUUCCACUAGUUGGUGGGCUAGAAGUUUUCUUCUUGAAUAAACCAGAUAUCGACUUUGAAUUAGACGGAAUAGCAGGAAUUCUGGAUAUACCAGGAAUCAAUGAAUCAUUGAGGAAAUGUGUAAGUGCUACAGUAUCAUCCCUCAUGGUGCUACCAAAUAGAUUUCCGGUCAAAUUCAGCAAAGAAGUUAGCAGUGAUAAAUUAAAAACGCCUCAUCCCGCUGGAGUUCUGAGAGUACACGUCAUUGAAGCUAAAAAUCUUCUAAGAAAAGAUCUAACCAUAACUGGCAAAGGAAAAUCUGAUCCUUAUGCUAUCCUUGUAGUAGGCGAUCAGACUUCAAGAACAGAAACCAUAUCUUGUACUGUCAAUCCAAAGUGGGAUUAUUGGUGUGAGUUCAUCAUUCUAGAAUUUACUGGCCAAGAAAUUCAUGUCACCCUAUGGGAUGAAGAUGCAACUGAAGAUGAGUUCUUAGGAAGGGUAAACAUUGACAUAUCGCGGUUGAUAAAAGCUGGCCAGAGUGACUUGUGGUUGACUCUGGAUGACGUGAAACAUGGAAAAAUCCACCUCCGUUCAACAUGGAUGACUAUGACAACAGAUUAUGGGAAUUUGCAGGCAGCUCUUUACGAACGACAGCAGCUUCAACUUGCUCACAUGAGUUCAGCACUGCUCAUAGUGUAUAUCGACUCUGCCACCAACUUGAGGCAAGUGAGGUCCUCAACGAAACCAGAUCCCUUCAUACAGCUCCACCUAGGAAGACAAAUGAAAUGCACAAAUGUCAUGAUGAGGACCGUAAAUCCAGUAUGGGAAGAAGGAUUCAUCUUCUUGGUGGGAAAUCCGGAUUCCGAUUACCUAGUCUUGAAAAUUAUCGAUUCAAAAACUGAAGCUGAACUAAACGAAAUUACAUACAGGAUAGGCCAGCUGAGCAAUGAAGAAAAUUUGGAAAUAACGAAUGAAUCUAUGAGACUAGAGAGUGGCAAGAAUGAUUCAAAGUUGAUAUGGUCGCUACAUCUGAAGAUUUUCCAGAACGAAAAUUACCAGGAAUACCUGGAAAGAAGACCAUCCCUAAGUUCGGUCUCAAGUAUAGAUACUUUGGAGAAGGAAUGCUCAGACAGUUCUAUAUCAAGUAGUAGCUCAAGACCUUCGAUUGAUGAUUUUGAGAGGACAAAAGAUUCCGCCAGAUCUUCGAGUAGAUCCAACAAUAGCAAUAGAGUUUUUCAUGAGAACUUGGGGGAAGUUAACCUGACAUUGAAGUACAACGUUUACAGGCAAAGGCUGAUUGUCUUAAUACAUUCGGUCAGUAACCUUCAUUUUGAAGAACCAAAUGAAGAAAAGGAUAUUUAUGUCAAAGUGUAUUUACUACCAGAGAGAAUCAAGGCCAACAAACAGAAAACAAAGGUUAUAAAGGGGUGUAAAGAACCGGUAUUCGAGAAAGAAUUAGAAUUUUUGUUGUCUCAAGAUGAGCUCGAUUCCAAAUAUUUGGAAAUAACUGUGAUAGAAGAGAAGAUGAUAAAGAAUGAAAUUCUAGGACAGGUGAACAUUCUGCUCAAAGAUCUUGAUCCUCCAUAUACAGGCAGCUUCAAUUUAAAUCCACGAAUCAAGAGCGAUUAAUUUCACAAUAUAAGGACUGUUCCUUUGUAUUGCUGAACUUGCUGAAGUUGAUUUUUUCCCAUAGUUGUCUCUGUUCAUGGCAUAAUGUAAACAGAGAAAGUCAUAGAAAAAAGCUUUAGCAGGUACAGCAAACACAAACGAACAUGCCAAUACAAUGAAAGAUGUAUAAAAUAUCGAUAGCAUUGCGGCUAUCAAUAAACUGAUGAAGAGUUCACAGUUACCAAGACAUUUCUGAUACAAAAAGAAGCUCAUAUGAUGAAAUAUUAGUACCAAUGUAGACUAUAAUUUUAGUUAUUUAUUAUUAUAUUAUAUAUUAUAAUAUAUAUUUAGUUGGUUAAUAUUAUUUCUCAUUGGUGCCGGGAGAAGUCCAACAAAGACUAUCCACACUUAUAAAAAAAAAAUGAAUUAAGGUUUUUC
Messenger RNA from Phaedon cochleariae (mustard beetle), 3373 nucleotides. The record is from the annotation of a GenBank genome assembly. Lineage: Eukaryota; Metazoa; Arthropoda; Insecta; Coleoptera; Chrysomelidae.